Molecule: messenger RNA, 9702 nt
Organism: Notolabrus celidotus (New Zealand spotty)
Lineage: Eukaryota; Metazoa; Chordata; Actinopteri; Labriformes; Labridae
Product: cadherin-2-like
Exons: 16
Coding region: 262-3018 (918 amino acids)
Biological process (GO): regulation of axonogenesis; synapse assembly; homophilic cell-cell adhesion
Cellular component (GO): postsynaptic specialization membrane; intercalated disc; cytoplasm
Molecular function (GO): cadherin binding; calcium ion binding
Source: RefSeq, a predicted model, not a curated record
ACCCGUCAUCGCAGCUCCGCUCAGGGCUCCUGGUGUCCGUUAGAGGGCGGCACUGAGGCGCGGAGGGGCCGGGCAUAGAGUCAGUUCCUGGCAAGCUGGAGUGCUGCUGAGCCGGGCAGAGCAGAUAGACACAGAGGAGGGCUGGUGGAGGGAGGAAUGCUGCCUCAUGCCGCCGGGGUGUACUCACAAUUGAAAAUCUGACUUCCAGCGCUGCGCGACGGUACCUAUCGACUCUGGAAGAAGGAAUACUUACAGAACAAAAUGCGUGUGUUUGGGAUUUGGAUGCUGAUGGCGGCUCUGCAGGUUGUUAUUCUGGGAGGAGAGGCUGAGCGUCCGUUGUCAAGCAAACAGGGGUCGUUGCCAUGCAUGAGGGGCUUUACUCAGAAGGAAUACAUCAUCGAAAUGGACCAAGAGCUGGCAAAGGGACAGGCUGUCUUCAACGUGAGCUUCGUGGACUGCGGUGGAGGAAAAGUGUGGUUCGAGGUUGGAGAUUCUUCAGACUUCAGGGUGAGUGAGGAUGGUGUGGUCUACGCCCUGCGGCGCCUCAGCCUGGGAGGAAAAGGAAAGACCACGGUGUUGGUCUACGCUCAAGACCUGCAAUCCAAACAGAUCUGGAAGAGCAGAGUGCACCUCCAUGCCCAUGCAAACGGCAACAGUGCAGGAGCUCAAAAGGUGAAGCCCAGUGAUGCAACACUGACUCAGCGGGUGCGGGAGAUCUUGUUUCCAUGGCGCAGCGUGGUUGUCAGGGGUGAUGGCACUCUGAGGCGGGUGAAGAGAGAUUGGGUCAUUCCACCUAUCAACGUCCCCGAGAACUCACGAGGACAGUUCCCUGAGGACCUAGUCAGAAUCCGCUCAGACCGAGAUAAGAAUCGAAUGCUGCGUUACAGCGUGACAGGCCCCGGGGCCGACCAGCCUCCGACUGGUAUCUUCAUCAUCAACCCAAUCUCAGGCCAGCUGUCCGUCACCAAGCCUCUAGACAGAGAGCACAUCUCCAACUUCCAUUUGCGUGCUCAUGCUGUGGACUUAAAUGGGAAUCAGGUAGAGAACCCCAUCGAUAUCGUCAUUAACGUCAUCGACCAGAACGACAACAGACCAGAGUUCACACACACCAUCUUCAACGGCUCUGUACCAGAGGGAUCCAAGCCUGGAUCCUUCGUAAUGACAGUGACAUCAGUGGACAAGGACGAUCCAAAAACUGCCAACGGGAUGCUGCGAUAUAAGAUCCUUUCCCAGAAUCCUCAGAGCCCCUCUUCCAACAUGUUCACCAUUAACAACAGGACUGGUGACAUCAUCACUGUGGCAGCGGGCCUUGAUCGUGAGAAAGUCACGCAGUACACCCUGAUCAUCCAGGCUACGGACAUGGAAGGAAACCCAACCUACGGCCUGUCUAACACAGCCACCACUGUCAUCAGAAUCACUGAUGUCAAUGACAAUCCUCCUGAAUUCACCACUGACACAUUCUUCGGGGAGGUGUAUGAGAACAGGGUGAAUGUGAUCGUCACUAACCUGACAGUGACCGAUAAAGACCAGCCUCACACUUCAGCCUGGAGUGCUGUGUACCGCAUCAUUGCUGGAGAUCCCACUGGACGCUUCUCCAUUCCCACUGACCCCACCACUAACGAGGGCCUGCUCACUGUGGUCAAGCCUAUAGAUUUUGAGCUGACGCGCUCCUUCAUGCUGACAGUGGAGGCAGAGAAUGAGGUCCCACUGGCUCGCGGCAUCCACCUGCCUCGACAGUCCACAGCGACCGUCUCCGUGCGAAUCCUCGACCUCAACGAGAGUCCCGAGUUCAGUCCGAAUCCCAAGUCAAUCAAACUUGAGGAGGGUCUCCCAGCGGGGUCUCUUCUCACCACGUUCACCGCCCAGGACCCUGACCGCUUUAUGAGACAAACUGUUCGGUACUCCAAGAUGUAUGACCCUGCCAACUGGCUGGAGAUUGACCCGGUUAAUGGUCGGAUUUCCACCAUUGCCAUCCUCGACCGAGAGUCUCCCUACGUCAAGAACAACCUUUACAACGUCACCUUCAUGGCUUCUGAUAACGGUGUCCCUCCUGCCAGCGGGACAGGCACCCUUCAGAUGUACUUGCUGGAUAUUAAUGACAAUGCACCUCACGUGUUCCCCCCUGAGGUGGAAAUGUGUGAGAGACCAGAUCCUAAUGCCAUCAACAUCACAGCGAGUGACCCUGACCUGAGCCCUAACGCUGGCCCCUUUGCCUUUGAGCUGGCUGGUCGUCCAUCUGAUGUACGCCGAAACUGGACUCUCAAUCGCGUCAAUGGUGAGUACGCCCAGCUGCGACUGCGGAUAGGCUCCCUGGCCAGUGGAAUCUACGAGCUUCCCAUCAUGAUCACAGACUCUGGCAACCUGCCCAUGUCCAACACGUCAUACCUGAAGGUCAAGGUCUGCCAGUGUGAUCACCAUGGAGACUGCGUGGACAUGGAGCGAAUUAUUGCCGCUGGACUUGGCACCGGAGCCAUUAUUGCCAUCCUCAUCUGCAUCAUCAUUCUACUAGUGCUUGUGCUGAUGUUUGUGAUGUGGAUGAAGAGGAGGGACAAGGAGCGUCAGGCUAAGCAGCUCCUCAUAGACCCAGAGGAUGACGUCCGAGACAACAUCCUCAAAUACGACGAAGAAGGGGGCGGAGAGGAGGAUCAGGACUACGACCUGAGUCAGCUGCAGCAGCCUGAUGCCCUGGAACCAGAGUGCAUCAAAGUGGGGAUCAGACGAAUGGACGAGAGGCCUCUCCAUCAUGACCACCAGUACCCCAUCCGCUCUGCUGCCCCCCACCCAGGAGACAUAGGAGACUUCAUCCACGAGGGCCUGAAGGCGGCAGACAACGACCCCACGGCCCCCCCUUAUGACUCUCUGCUGGUCUUCGACUACGAGGGCAGUGGCUCCGAUGCCGGCUCCCUCAGCUCCCUGCACUCCUCCUCAAGCUGUGGAGACCAGGACUACGACUACCUCGGCGACUGGGGGCCACGCUUCCGCAAGCUGGCCGACCUGUAUGGCGGAGGGGACGAUUAGAACCCUGACCUCCAACAAACAACAACCACCACCCUCCCCACCCACCCUUUUGCUCCAGAGGCUCAGGUGGGGGAUGGGAUUAUUGAAGAAGAUACGGAAUGAACAUGGGGUAUUGAUCGGCACUUCUAUAUUACCAGGUGACAGCUUGUAAAAAGACUCGCUGCCCCUUGAUGACGGUUAAUGACACUGGGGACCAUUCUUACUCCUGGCCUAGCAAGGCCUGGCACCCGCUAGCAUUAAGGCUAAUGGACGAUAUCAUCGGAGCAUUAGCCCCUGUGCUAACCAAUGUGAGAAGCUGAAACAGUGCGAUCAGAGGGGAUGUUGUCUCUAUGAUGGUGAAGAGCUACAACAGCCAUGCUACAGACGCUCAUUUACACUUGAAUCUCACAGUACAGGAGCACUGGGGUCAAAUGUGCCUUUUUGUACAUUCUUUUGAUUGUGUUCAGUCUUGAUUCUGUACGUUGCUUUAAAGCUCCCGGUGUUUUGCAACGGCAACUGGAGGAGCACUUUGCCAUGAAGAUGUGUGUGACAGUGUGUGUUUGUAUGGGUGUGAGUGUAUGUAUGUGGAUUACAUCUCAUUACUAGCAAAAGUGUGUAUGAGUCAUUUCCACAGAGACACACUGGAUGGACACUAAAGGGCAAAGCCUACUACGAGACACUUUGGAUGAUCCAAACUGCAAAAACACGGCUUUACUGUGCAGCUCUGGGUGUGAGAGACUCCCUUUUUCAUCUAGUGCAGUUAUAAAUUGAUAACCGCAGUCCCAAGAUAUUAAUAUGUGUAGAUGAAUCACAGAGGAUAACCAUCCUUACAUGUGUGUGGAAAGCAGCAGAUGUCUUUGUAAAUGGUCCACGCUGCUUUUGCAUAUCCAUGUGCAAAAACCGCAGUCUCAUUUCCCUGCAUUGCUCAAGUAUUAAUGAGAUUGACUGCCUAUGUUUAGAAACGCAGCCAACAUCAGAAGUUUUAAUUUCCUCUCUGCUCUCCCACACUGAUAUUCCUCUGCAAACCCUGUUCAUCCACUCAUUCAGCGUCACGUCACGACAAAGCUUCGAUUGAAAUGUCUGACAGAAUGACUUCUUUCAGCGCUCUUAGAUAGAUAACACAAUUAAUGCCACAAUAAAUUUCAAUCACUCUGUUUUUAAGGAGUUUUUUUUCUUGUGUAGAAAAUGUUAGUCAUAGUGCAGUUAAAAUAUUGUGAUUAUGUCCUCGCUGCCUCUUCAUAAAUGGAAAGCUAAAAUAGGAUGGAGUUCAGCUUCUUUGCAGGAUGACAAAUUACAGAUGCCAAGCAGGGUAAAACAGCAAUAAAUAAAAUGUCUCUUUAUGUUUUAUUGUGCUGGUGAAAUUCAAGAAAGCAAAAAUAGUAACAUAAAAACAAGAAGACAUAAAAAUUUGAAGCACUGGAGAAGCAGCAAGAUGUAUUCAUCAUGGAGAAAAUUUAUCAAGCAACUGAAAAAUCUUAAAUUAAGGCCUGCAGCUUGACUGACCAAUCAGACUCCUUUCCUCUGUAAGGACUAAUUCUGAAACAAAAUGAUGCAAGGAUGGAUCACCAGAAUGUGAAACAGAUGCAGAGAACUUCAAAAACAAACCCUGGGCAUUAAGUUAAUUUAACUUCUCUUAUUUUGGUAAUUGCAAGUUCAAACGAGGCAGUCUUUUUUUUUUCCUAUUGCCCAAUUUAUUUGAACAAUCUGGAUGUAUUUCAGAAUUAUCCAUCCAACAGUUUGGUCUUGGAUGAGUUUUUUGAGAGUUUCUCACCAGAUUUGUAACACUUAAACAUAUAUACUCAUACUCUGUUAAAGAUAAAUAAAAAAGUAAGACAAAAAAUGUAAGUUAAGGACACAGAAAUCACGUUUUUUUAAUCAAAGUAACCAUGUUGCGUGCAGUACUGACUCUCAAACAACAGCUCCAUUUGUGUUUAAAAUCUUUUAAUAGUAUCCUGAUUCCCUCUCAGUCUUUAGCUGUAUGGCUCAUCCUGAUCACGAGAUGACCCCUUUUUCAGUACUUGCUUUUACAAAGAGUCUUUGAAGAUAAGAACACUUUAUCAAGCUUAUACUAUUUGCAGAGCGUACCCUUUAGUCCUUCCCUUUUCUGACUAAAGUCAAAGUGUGUCAAUUAUUGUAAAUCUGUUAUUUGAACAUGCUGUUACCUGCCUGUUAUUUGGCUUUCGAGACCAACAGAAUAUCUCUCACAGUUAACAUGCUGCACACAGCGUUUCAACUCCUCAUUAACAUAUUCUAGUAAAGCUAGAUAAUUAUUUAGUUCUUAAAAUGUUGUCUGCUGGUCGGAAAAGUCUUAAAAACAACAUGAAAAAGAAGUGUGAUGAAAUCCAGAUCAUGAUCCUGCCAUAGGAAAAUAAUGGGAGACAAUAUUUUUCCCACAUUGACCGACCCUAAUGAAAAACAUUUUCCUCCAGAAGAAGAUAACGUUUGCUAAUGUAUACGUGGCUUGUGGAGAACUGAGGACUUCCUAGUUACUGAUGUAAAAUAAUUGUUGUUAAAAAGACAAUUCAUAUAUAACUUUUAUGAUUCCUAAGUCUCAGUAGGAGCCACUGGCCCUGAGGUAUUCUGACAACAUCAAAUGUGGCCCUCUCUGAAAAAAGUUUGGACACCACUGCUUUAUAUAAACAAGAAGGAUGAGUUUUAAAACAAUGCACUUCCUAGCCAUCCAUACAUUUAUUCAGAUUAUAACAUUUUGUACCAGGCUUUAAACAUGGUGCAUUCUGACAAAAUUGGGCACUUUAUCAUGGAUGUCAAUGAGCGGCUGUGGCUCAGUGGGUAGAGUUGGUCAUCUAUCAAUCAGAAGGUUGGUGGUUCAAGCCCAGCUCCGGCAGUCACAUGCUGAAGUGUCCUUGAGCAAAUCUGUUAUUUGAACAUGCUGUUACCUGCCUGUUAUUUGGCUUUCGAGACCAACAGAAUAUCUCUCACAGUUAACAUGCUGCACACAGCGUUUCAACUCCUCAUUAACAUAUUCUAGUAAAGCUUUGCCAACUGGCUGUUGAAUCCGUCCAAGAUUCAUUCCUGCAGGUAAGACAUAGAAAGAUUUUGGCUGGCAUUUUCACACAACAGGAACUUGAUAAUACUUGGUAGCCUCACAACCAUAAGGCAACAAUCAACACUUUAACCUGAAAGAGAGAAUCUGACUCAUUCUGUUUGAAGUGGUACUCAUUCAAAGAGAACAUCUGCGUGAAUACAUACAUGUAUUUUUUUGAUAUAUGUAUUAAGGUGUCUUUUAUCACAGUAUCAGGAAAAAAAUAGCUCAUAGCUGUGAUUCAGCAAACUCACAGUUACAAGUUCCUUAGACCGCAACAAAUCAAAUAGGCCAAUUGCCUUGAAGUUUACAAAAUCCUCUAUUUUUUUAGGGGUUAACAGUUGAGUCACAGCCUUUUGCAGCGUUGUGGUUUUAUUGGGAGGCAGAUAUUCGUCCAACUCUGAGCUGUACAGUAGAGCUGCAUAUUUCUGACAGUUUGGGACUCCAAAGCUUAUGAGAAGACAUGUACAGUAAUGCUAGACUUUAGAUAGAUCCCCUCUGUUUUUGUUUUGCUUUUAUCACAAUGUAACUUAUGCAGCUGAUUGCUAAGAAAGGGAGACAUCUGUCCUUGUUUUGUAGCAAAGAUACUUCUUGAUACUCUGCUGUGGUGGUAACAAAAAAGGCAAUGUAUCUUCUGUCUGCUGAUGGUUUGCCUUAGUGUUCUCUGGUACUGUCCAACUGGCUACUCACUGUAAACUGAAAUAUGUACAGAUUGUAUUUUUUCUCUUGUUGUUCUUUUGGCCGUGGUCUCUGACAAUGACAUGCUAAUAUCCUGAAUCCUUGUAUAUGUGUAAUUUGGAUUACAAAUUAAAACAUUUUUGCAUGUUUUUAUCUUUUCAUUAUGGGAAACCGUAUUUUUCAGAUCUUUUGCAAAGUUAACACCAGUUGCACAAACACAAACACACAAACACUGGAUGGAUUGAGGAGCAGAGGAAAAAGCUGUAUGCACAAUUAUGUAUUAUUACCGCAGACUAUAUAAAUACGGUGGUACGCUUGGUAAAUGGUAAAUGGACUACUUAUAAAGCUCUUUUCUAGUCUUCUGAAAAUUCAAAGGCCCUUUACCCUACUUGUCACAUUUGCCCAUUCGAACAACAUUAAUACACUGAUGGUGGAGGCUGCAUGUAAAGUGCCCAUCAGCAUUAAGUAAUCCAAUUUAAACCCAUUCACACACCGCUUGCUAUGCCACCGGGAGCAAUUUGGGUGUCAGUUUCUUGCCUAAGGACAUUUCCUCACAUGGACUGGAGGAUUGAACCACCAACUGCCACCUGAGAGACAACCCAACUCUACCACUAAGCUACAGCUGCCUAAAUUACAUCAUCCAUUAGGUUCUGAGGAGGCUUUUUGAAGCCCAACAAUGGUGGUAGCCAUCUCAACUAUUGGUCAAAUUAGUCACACCUCUAUCUAUGCAAAUAUAAGCAUGACUCUUAGCCUUUAUAUCAGGGGUGUCCAAACUAUGGCCAGGGGGCCAAUCUUGGCCCAAGGUCCAUUUAUUUAUGGCCCCAAGCUUCCAUCAUAAAACGUGUUAAUUUAGCACAGAAAUUAAUCACAUUCUGAAUCAUCUGUACAUUUGCAGUUUCUUUUUUUUUAAGUUAUAUUUUUGGCCUUUUAGCCUUUAUUUCAUAGGACAGCUGAAGAGAGACAGGAAAUGUGGGGAGUAGAGAGUGCAGGAAAUGGUCGACCGGCCGGGAAUCGAACCAGCUACGCCUGCGAAAGUAUGUGGGGCGCUUAGACCGCUAGGCCACCAGCGCCCCAAGUUUCUUUGAAGCGCACAAACAAAACUAAAGUCAAUCCAGAAACAUCUAAAAAAGCUUCAUAUGGACUACUUUUAUAAAACCAAAGCUCUGGGAAUUCUGCAAGACGGCAAUAAAGAAGGAACACAAGAACUCUUAAAGUGGACAGGUUUACAAAUUAAUGUUUUUAUCAUGAUGUGAAAAUGUUCUUGAUGAACACUAAAAGUUCAGAAGACACAAGAGGACACAAGACAAGAUCAAAAUUAGGAAAUUGUGCAGAAAUGGCCAAAUUUGGUGGAUCAAUUUUUUUCAGAACUCAGGAAAAUAAUUAUUUUGUUCUUAAAAUGUUGUCUGCUGGUCGGAAAAGUCUUCAAAACAACAUGAAAAAGAAGUGUGAUGAAAUCCAGAUCUUGAUCCUGCCAUAGAAAAAUAAUGAGACAAUAUUUUUCCCACAUUGCCCGACCCUAAAGAAAAAACAUUUUCCUCCAGAAGAAGAUAACGUUUGCUAAUGUAUACGUGGCUUGUGGAGAACUGAGGACUUCCUAGUUACUGAUGUAAAAUAAUUGUUGUUAAAAAGACAAUUCAUAUAUAACUUUUAUGAUUCCUAAGUCUCAGUAGGAGCCACUGGCCCUGAGGUAUUCUGACAACAUCAAAUGUGGCCCUCUCUGAAAAAAGUUUGGACACCACUGCUUUAUAUAAACAAGAAGGAUGAGUUUUAAAACAAUGCACUUCCUAGCCAUCCAUACAUUUAUUCAGAUUAUAACAUUUUGUACCAGGCUUUAAACAUGGUGCAUUCUGACAAAAUUGGGCACUUUAUCAUGGAUGUCAAUGAGCGGCUGUGGCUCAGUGGGUAGAGUUGGUCAUCUAUCAAUCAGAAGGUUGGUGGUUCAAGCCCAGCUCCGGCAGUCACAUGCUGAAGUGUCCUUGAGCAAAUCUGUUAUUUGAACAUGCUGUUACCUGCCUGUUAUUUGGCUUUCGAGACCAACAGAAUAUCUCUCACAGUUAACAUGCUGCACACAGCGUUUCAACUCCUCAUUAACAUAUUCUAGUAAAGCUUUGCCAACUGGCUGUUGAAUCCGUCCAAGAUUCAUUCCUGCAGGUAAGACAUAGAAAGAUUUUGGCUGGCAUUUUCACACAACAGGAACUUGAUAAUACUUGGUAGCCUCACAACCAUAAGGCAACAAUCAACACUUUAACCUGAAAGAGAGAAUCUGACUCAUUCUGUUUGAAGUGGUACUCAUUCAAAGAGAACAUCUGCGUGAAUACAUACAUGUAUUUUUUUGAUAUAUGUAUUAAGGUGUCUUUUAUCACAGUAUCAGGAAAAAAAUAGCUCAUAGCUGUGAUUCAGCAAACUCACAGUUACAAGUUCCUUAGACCGCAACAAAUCAAAUAGGCCAAUUGCCUUGAAGUUUACAAAAUCCUCUAUUUUUUUAGGGGUUAACAGUUGAGUCACAGCCUUUUGCAGCGUUGUGGUUUUAUUGGGAGGCAGAUAUUCGUCCAACUCUGAGCUGUACAGUAGAGCUGCAUAUUUCUGACAGUUUGGGACUCCAAAGCUUAUGAGAAGACAUGUACAGUAAUGCUAGACUUUAGAUAGAUCCCCUCUGUUUUUGUUUUGCUUUUAUCACAAUGUAACUUAUGCAGCUGAUUGCUAAGAAAGGGAGACAUCUGUCCUUGUUUUGUAGCAAAGAUACUUCUUGAUACUCUGCUGUGGUGGUAACAAAAAAGGCAAUGUAUCUUCUGUCUGCUGAUGGUUUGCCUUAGUGUUCUCUGGUACUGUCCAACUGGCUACUCACUGUAAACUGAAAUAUGUACAGAUUGUAUUUUUUCUCUUGUUGUUCUUUUGGCCGUGGUCUCUGACAAUGACAUGCUAAUAUCCUGAAUCCUUGUAUAUGUGUAAUUUGGAUUACAAAUUAAAACAUUUUUGCAUGUUUU